AUGAGCAACUCCCUGCUGGUGGUGCAGUUGAACUUUGCAGCUGUUUCACAAGCGACUCUGUUCAGUCGAGACGUCGUCCAGGGCUGCAUUAGAGAAACCCUUCUGCUGCUCUUCAAAGCCUUGGCCUCUGAAAAAACCGUAUUCCUCAUUUUUGCGGGAAUUGGAGUUCUGUCCCUUAAGAACAACAAGGUGCAGAUGAAAUUCAACAGAGAUUUUAUUAAUGCCAUGGAUGGAACCGGUAGACUGCUGCUAGCAUUUAACAACAGAUGUGGCAGCAGUGUUUCUUUACUGUCUGGUGGACUGUCCAGGUUUCAGAGGACACAGACUGCCAACUUCAUCACCCUGCCAACUGUCUGCUCUCCUCAGUCACACAACAAAGCCGGGGACAAAGACGGACGGUGUUCAUCACCAGUUGCAGACCAGAGGAACGCAGGAGGAGUUCCCCAACAGAGAGAGCCUAAAUCCCAUCAGACACCGCAGCCCGCCAAGAUGAAAGCUGUCAGCCUAUCUGAAGAACUAAAUCCAAUACCCCCUAUGGAGGCCACAGACAAGUACUCCACACACAGAGAUACAAAAAACACAUUUAUCAAGAGUCAAACACACACACCUGUAAUCUGGAUAAAUUGUAAACAUAAGAAAUUUCUCAUGAUCCUGCAUGUAAUACAGGAAAGAGAACAAGAAGGAGGAUCAUCCCUGCAGUGUGUAGUGUAUAGCAGUAAAGAAUCUACUCCUGCUUUCAGACCCACCAACUCAGUGGUGCCUCCAAACCUGGAGGAAUAUUUUGUUAACGCGAGCUGCACCGGUCACACUCGGGCUGGACAGGAGCUGUGCUACCUUUGUAUGCAGAGAGCCCAAAGAAAUGUCCCGGUGUAUCUGAGGGAGCAGCAGGAGGCAGCGGAGAAAGCUCAGGAGAAACUCUUACUGCUCAAAGAACAACAGAGAGACCAGGAGUACAUGGAGGAAGAACAGGUAAAGGUCAAGGAACAACGCGAGCUGGCAAAACAGGUUGCUACAUUCAACAUACAAAUUUCAGAGAAGAAGAAGCCUGACGGUGACAUGCAUCCUAAUUCGUACAUAUUCCCAGCUCGACCCCUCACACCUCCCAGGAGGAUUCAGCAGCAUCGAUACAUGAACGAUCUUCAGAGCCAGAUAGGGAACAGACGGAAACAUGAAACAGAAGACCAGCAGAAACGACUUCUGAUGGAGCGCUUAGACCAGGUCCAGCUGAUACAGGAGAUCGCUUUGCAGAAGGCUCAGCAGCUCCAGCAGAAACAGGAGAAAACCAGGCACUACAAGAGGGCUCUGGAUACUCAGGCAAGAAAAAACUUCACAAAGCUGACUUUUAAACUUGAGAGUCUGCAAAAGAUGUUGUGGAAAUGGCUUUCUUGUCCUUGUAUGAUUUCUGUAACACACUCAGUAGUAUCCUUAGAACUGAAAUUAGCCUCUUUGAUUUUCCCUGAGGUGGAGGAUAAGAAGUGCACAGAAACUCCAGCGUUACAGCCCGACAACUUCAGGUUCAGUCGCUGUAGGACAGCAGCCAGCAACACAGAGAACCGAGAAAGAGCCCAGAAGCUCUUCCAGGUGAAUUUCAAUGCUGCCACUGAGAAGAAGAAGGAAGAAUUGCAAAACCGCCAGCAGCAGCUGGAAAAAGAAGGAGAGAUGCUGCGACAAAACAAAAUGGAGUUAAUUCUGGAUCGCAUUAAUCGCUAUGAGAAGAAACGGGACAUCAGUAAGUCACUAGAAGACGACUGGAUUCGUAGUGCGAAGCUCAAACACAAGCGAGAGGAAGAGGAGAGGCAAUUCCUGAGGUCUGCUGGUCAGCUCCUGGUAGAUAAGCUUGCGGAGUACAAGCACUGCUGCCAGUGUAAGAGAAGAACCACCAACUGUGGAGAGACCAACAUCUGGAAAGAGUCUCAUUAUCUUUCUGGCUCUCAGUUCAUGAUCUGAUGACGAACAGUGAAGCCUGCAGCACUACUAGAACAUCAAUACCUCACAGCCCAAACAAGACCUCAACUUUCAACUCAUCAGCCACUAAACAUCUAAACGAUAUGUUCUGCUUAUAUGAAGCUUUGGUGUUACAGUUUGCAGUGCCAUUUGCUGUUUGAAUUGCUCCUUCAUGAAAUCAGUCUUUGGAGUUUAUGCUUGUUGCGCUUUAAUCCUCCAUAGAUUAUAGUUAUUUUUGUUGCUUUUACAUCCCACGACUGCAAGCUACAGAUGUCAGCCAUAACAUAAUCUCUCAGUCUCUUAGAUAUUUUACUCAAACACAUACAGAAACUUCAAAUUUGCUACAGCUCUGUGCUGAAAUGUUCUGAUAGCCUUCAUGGUUAAGACACAUGCCACAUUUACAGCUUGAUUCCAGACCUUGUUGUAUGAUAUUCCCCUGACUUUUUUACCUCUGCAUGAUCCCGCCUAAUAAACAUAAAGAUCAUGAAGUUAUCAGUGUGGGAAAAGUUAACAGCUCAGCCGCUUCUCAUUCUGAGACAGAGAUAACACGCCCUGUUUCUUUUGUGUGUGUUUUUGCAGAAUUUAAAUAAUAUAAGAUCACAGCAGGCUGCACAGUGGAUUGGUGGUUAGCACUUUCACCUUGCAUCUAGAAGAUCCCCGGUUCUCUUCCCGGGAUCUUUCUGCAUGUUCUCCCUGUGCAUGCUGGGGAUUUCUUUGAGUACUUGGUAACUCUAAAUUGUCUGUAGGUAUGAAUGUAAGUGUGAUUGCUUGUCUGUACUUGUAGCCCUGUGAUAGACAGGCAAACUGUCCAAGUGUUCCCUGCCUUCACCUUAAAGGGGAACUUCGGGUUUUUUCA
Molecule: messenger RNA, 2800 nt
Organism: Acanthochromis polyacanthus (spiny chromis)
Lineage: Eukaryota; Metazoa; Chordata; Actinopteri; Pomacentridae
Product: coiled-coil domain-containing protein 81
Exons: 15
Coding region: 1-1947 (648 amino acids)
Cellular component (GO): centrosome
Source: RefSeq, a predicted model, not a curated record